Molecule: messenger RNA, 5406 nt
Organism: Vicia villosa (hairy vetch)
Lineage: Eukaryota; Viridiplantae; Streptophyta; Magnoliopsida; Fabales; Fabaceae
Product: WAT1-related protein At3g28100-like
Exons: 7
Coding region: 153-1121 (322 amino acids)
Cellular component (GO): plasma membrane
Molecular function (GO): transmembrane transporter activity
Source: RefSeq, a predicted model, not a curated record
UUAAUGAUUCAAUGAAUAUUUUUUUUUUUCCAAGGGACACAUGUUAACCAAAAAAAAAAAAAAAAAGUCCAAACUCAAGUAUUUUAAAGAAAGCAGUUGUGUAAGAAUACACACUCAUAGACAGAGAAAGAGAAAAAAAAAAAAACAGAGAUAUGCUACAAUGGCUAAACUUGAAUGGCAGAAACAAAUUUCUACCAUUUAUGGGAAUGAUUAUAGCUGUUUUAGCACAAAGUGGAAGCUUUGUUGUAAUUAAACUUGCAACAAAAGAUGGAAUUAACAAAUAUGUAAUGGUUGUUUAUUCCAUGGCACUUUCCACCAUCUUGCUUCUUCCAAUUGCUUUCUUUAACAACAGGUCACAGUGUCCUCCUCUCUCCUUCUCUUUACUUGGCAGCUUCUUCUUCCUUGCUCUCCUAGGAACUUCAGGACAGAUAAUGACUUAUGGAGGCAUAGAACUUAGUUCACCUACUCUUGCAUCAGCAAUGCUUAACCUCAUUCCAGCUUUCACUUUCGUGCUUGCUCUCAUUUUCAGGAUUGAAAAAAUAAAUUGGAGACAUUAUAGCAGCCAAGCUAAAGUGAUAGGAACUAUAGCAUCAAUGGGUGGAGCAUUUGUUGUCAUAUUGUACAAAGGUCCACCACUCUUUAACAUACAUUCAUCAAGUUCUUACAACUCACUUCAAUUUUCACCAAACUUCAACUGGAUUUUGGGAGGUUUGUUAAAUGCUGGGGAUUCAUUAGUUUCAUCCAUGUGGUACAUAUAUCAGGUUUCAUUAACAAAGAAAUACCCUGCUGUAAUAGUCAUAGUCUUCUUUCAAGUACUUUUCACAACAAUUCAAUCCGGAGUAUAUGCUUUAAUUGUGGUUAGAGAUCCAAGUGCAUGGGAACUUAAGCUUGAUAUGGGGCUGGUUGUCAUUUUUUACCAGGCAAUAGGUGCAAUAGGAGUUCGAUAUUGCUUACAAACAUGGUGCGUACAAAGAGCUGGUCCUCUAUUUUGUGCAAUGUUCAAACCAAUAGGAAUCAUAUUCACUGUUUUCUUGGGUUUUAUUUUUCUUGGAGAUGACUUUUAUCUUGGAAGGAAUGUGGGAUCGGCCUCCAAACAUCUUUUUGAAAGGAUCUUUGGGUAGAAACCUCCUCUUUUAAGAAUAAGCUCAGUAGGAGAUAUUGGCCUGAUGACAAAUGGGAAUCUUGUUUAGGAUCCAAGUGGAUGUGGAAUCAUAUAGGAGAUGGUGUUUUCUCAGCUGCUCAUGCUUACAUUCAAUUGGAUAUUCUUAAUCCUUAUUUGUUUUCUGAGCUGGUUAAGAAUUCGACACUCUCCUUAAUCUAGAUUAAAUGGGCUCUUCAAAGGUGGUGGGUUUUUCUUAUCAACUUAUGCAAGAUAGACUCCCUUCUAGGAAAAUCCCGCUUGUAGUGGUAUAAACCGCUCUUUAAUUCCCAAAGGUUGUUACAUUCUAGGGAAACUUGACUCACUUGAUUCAAAACCCUUGGGGAGCUAUAAAUAUAUCAGUACCGUGAUAUUGAAAGGGAUAACCAAUAACAAAAUGAAAUAUACCUAUACAACAGCUUCUCACCUCACGUGAGCUAGCUCUCAAUAUCCUAACAACCUUAAAACCUCUAACAACCCUUAUCCACUAGGGAUUGUUCUAUAUAUUGUACUUUUAUCUAGUGCAACUGACACCCACUGUGGGGCCGCAGUAAAAUUGACCUGGGCCACACAUAUAUCAUCAUAUCACAAGUUUCUAUCACCAUCUUCCCUCGAGGAAGUCUGACCAAUGUUCCAAGGAGAACACUAAUACCAUCGUUGGAGAUUUCGCUAGAGGGAGAUAAUCUAGUUCCUCAUGGAGAAGAUAUGUUCGUCACGUGUUAGAAGUUAACAUCACACCCUUAAAACUCUUCAGCAUCUUUGGUACAAAAUGAGAUCCGAUAAUCACAUUUUCGAGAGAAAACUUUGUAGGCUUACUCCCCUAUAACAAUAAUCACAUGGUCAUCACGAUUCAACACGCAGACUAGGAUGUGAAACGAGUAUUAUUCAACUCUUGAAGAUCCAUAAACAUUCUACUAUAGAGUACCUUGCAGGGGCUCCAGGUAGAUCCCCAAAAUAUUGGAUCGUUAUAAGGAUCCCUGAUCGGUGUGUCACGCGAUCAAGUACAGGUCAAAGGCUACAUCUCCCUUAGAACUACACUUGGCUCAGGGGCGAGCUUUUGGGCCAUAAAAGUAAAGUAUCUCAUAUUAUACGCCAUGUCCUCCUACACCAUCAUCCCGAGGAGACUCACCCUAAAUCUAUUUAUGGCAUUCUUGUCCACAUACCAUCUAAAUAUCCAUUUCCUAAUGAGCGUGUUGUUAGAACAAGAUUUGAUUCUACAUUUAAUCUCUAAGUUUUGAUGAUAACAAUACGUAUAUUUUAUAUAUAACAAUUUGUGUACUCUAAUAGUUUCUCAAGUGUGCAAAUAUAAUAUUUUAUUUGAUUCUGGAUAGUUAUCUGGAAAGAUCAUCAGAAUCAGCGCUAGCACACCUUAGAAGAACUAUUCAUCCAUUUCUAAAGAAACAUCAGCAGUUCUGAAGGAUGUUGAAUCUUCUCUAGAAAGGAUCUCCAUGUGUUUCUAAGAUAAGUUACUUUUCCAUAUCAGAAAUAAAUAUUUCCAACUCAGAUAAGCUUUUGCUUCCAGCUCGGAAAUCCAGAUUUGUUAUUCAAAUAAGCUUUUGCAUUCAACUUUUAAGACAAGAUUUUGACUCGGAAGAAUCUGAUACUCUUGAACGAUUCACGUAACAUGAUCUAUUCUACACUCUCACUACUUCAGAUCAGAAGUAUAUCUUUUAGAAGGAAUGAUCAGAAACUUGCACAAGAAUAUCAAUGCUACAACAAUACAAUACUAAUUCCACUAUGGUGCAACAUUUGUAUGAAUUGUGUGCUAUUUGUCUCCCAGGAUCUCAUAGAAGCCGUUAUGGCAUAUGUAUUGAAAGUGAAAUUUUGUCCUUCUCAACAGUCUACUUUUUAGGGCUAUAUAUAAAAGCACUACUCCUUUGAAGAAUUUUCUAAUUUGUUGAAUUACGGAACAUAUACAUCAACGUGAAAGAGAAAGAAACUUGAGAGAUACUAUUCAAAACACUCCAAAGAGAGAUAUUUACUUCAAGAGAAUCUCAAGAACACAAAGAGUUGUUGCUCAUUAUUUGUGUGUAAACAUUUGUUCCUAAACAUUGUUUCAUUGGCUUAUUUAGAAGCACUAUUGGUAAACACUUUCUUUUUGUAAAUCUUUUGAGAUUUGUUUUCCUCAAGUGACUAGGUUGUUAGUCUGUAUAUUUGAGAGGGCUAAGGUGUCUUUAUAGACUUUUAGAGUUUGUGUGUAAUAUUUCAAGAUUAGUGGAUUAAGUUCUUUUUGAAGGCAAAAUCACCUUGACGGGUGGACAAGAUUAGCCUUGUUUAAGGUGAACUUGUAUAAACCAAAAGUGUAUUUCUUCCUCCUUUCUUAUCUUGUCUAUCUUGAUUGUUUGAGUGAAUAGGACUUCUAAAAGAAAAAGUUUUGAAAACCCAAUUUAAACCCCCUUUCUUGUGUUUUUCGCAACCUUCAAUUGGUAUGAGAGCUUCGGCUCUGUUAUUGAUUUUCUAAUCAAACACUCAACUAUGUAGAGAGGUCCGGUGUGAGAAAAACUUCUGUGGCUGCUGCGAACACAAACAAAACAAAUAGUUACAAUGCUAAACCUCAUGUCUUUGAUGGAGAAAAAUUUGAGUACUGGAAAGAUAAAAUAGAAAGCUUCUUUCUAGUAUAUGACAUAGAUCUUUGGGAUAUUGUCACAAAUUUUUAUGAGGUACUUAUAUCUGCUAUUGGUAUUCCCAUUCCCAAAAACACAAUGAAUGAUGAACAGAAGCAUGAGUUCAAGAAUCACCACAAAUCCAGAACCAUUAUUCCCAACGUUGUCUCGUACAAUGAAUAUAAAAAAAUUACAAAUAAGAUACAUCAAAGGAUAUUCUUGAUUCGUUAAGAAUGAUGCAUGAAGGUGAUUCUCAAGUCAAGGAAACUAAGGCUCUUUCCUUAAUCCAAAAAUACAAGGUUUUCAAGAUGAAAGAAGAAGAAACAGUUGAGACUAUGUUCUCAAGGUUUUAAACCUUAGUAGCAUGACUUAAAGUUUUGGACAAAGGUUACACUAUAGCUGAUCAUGUCAAAAAGAUCAUUAGAAUCCUUCCCAAGAAAUGGAGACCAAUGGUUACUGCGUUAAAGCUAUCUAAGGAUAUGAAUAACAUAACUCUUGAGGAGUUAGGUAGCUCUCUCAGAAGUCAUGAAAUAGAGCUAGAAGAAGAUGAGCCUUAGAAAAGAGGAGAAUUUGUUGCUCUAAAAUCCAGAUCAGAAAGAACCAAUUCAGAAAAUAACAAAGCCUUCCAAGCUGAAGAAGUGGAGAAUUCUAACAAUGAAGUUUCUGAUAAUGAAGAUGAAUUAUCACUUCUGUCCAGAAGAUUCAAGCAACUCUGAAAGAAAACAUAAAACAACUUCCGAGGAUCCAUAAACAUAGGAGAUUGUCCAGAAACAUCUGUUAAAGGAAGAGAGAGUAAGGAAGUUAUGUGCUACGAGCGCAAGGAGCCUAUACACUACAGAAAUGAAUGUCCAAAGCUUAAGAAAGAAAGCACUAGAAAAUAAAGCUUUAGAAAAGGAAGUUUCAAUGACAAGAAGAUGGGUCUCGUGGCAACAUGGGAUAACUCUGACUCUGAGGUAUUAGAAUCCGAUUCAAAUGAGGAGCAUGCCAACAUAGCAUUCAUAGGUACCACGUCAGAAGGAAACACUGCAGAAACUAAGUCUGACUCAUAACAGGUAUAUUCUGAACUUUCUCGUCCUGGAUUAGAAUUAUAUAUUUCUAUUUCUCUAAAUAGGUAUUAGAGGCUUCAACAAAAAUUCAAGAAGCUUCAGAAGGUUCAUGAAUAUGAAAUUGAAGAGUAUGGUAAGCUAGAGAAAGAGGUUUCUGAACAAAAAAGAAACAAUUUUAUUUUAGAAAAAAAAUGAUUUUCUGAACAAAAAGUGUAUAAGACUGGAAGAAACUCUUUCUAAAGCUCCUCCAUCUUCUGUAGAAACUCUUUUCUGAACAAAAAGUGUAUAAGACUGGAACAAAAAGUGUAUAUUACAGAUAUCUUAUGUAGUAGAGUCAAAACACCAGUCAUGGUACAUGGACUCUGGAUGCUCGUGUCACAUGAUCUGAAGAAAGCUUAUGUUCCAAAACUUGGAACUUAGAGACACUGGAUAUGUAGGUUUCGGAGGAAACCAGAAAGGAAGAAUCAAAGGAUUUGGAACAGUUGGUAUUGGAUCUCUUCCUUCUAUAUCUAAUGUACUUUAUUUUGAAGUAUUAAUACAUAAUUUGUUAUCUAUAAUACAAUUAAGUGAUAAUGGUUAUGACAUUAUUUUUAAUAAAAAAUGUGUAAGGCUGUUAGUC